UGGAUGAGAGCCAGCAUGGCUGGAAAAGGGAGCCGACCCCAUAGGGUGCGGCGUCUGCCCGCAGGACGCCUGUGCACUGGCUGGGUAAAACAGGGCCACCCCGACCACAGCGGCUGGUUCCCACUGGAGUCUGUUUCCGGAGCGCGGCACAAGGCUCCCCGGGGCUGGGCAGAGAGUAAUUUUCCAGCGCGCCGGGGGAGGGAAGCCGCUGCCCGAGGGGUGGGGACGCUGACGGCUGAGAGCCCAGCCCCUGCAAUCCCCCUGCGCUGGCGCGCUGGGGCUGGGCGGAGGGGAGGCGUCAUUGCGGGCAGGCUGCCCCUGCAAACACCUCCCUGCCACGUCAUUGCCGGGAAGUGGAGACCAGCUGCGGCUGCUAGUGCUGCUGUCUGCUCGCCUGCUACUCCACGGGCCCGGGGGCUGGAGCGCGCCGGGGGACCCGAUCCACGCACAGCAGCGCCUGUCUCGCCGCCCCCCACCCCUGGUUCAAUGGAUUUAACAAGUCAACCAUGUUCCUUAAAAGAUGACUCUAUUAAUCUGAAAGUUAUUGACCAUUCUGGUGCACAGAUAGAUGAGAUUGACAAUCUUAAAGAAGAACUAGAAAAAUGGAAGGAAAGAUUGGAAAAAGCUGAAAAACAAAAAGAUGAGCUCCUUCUUUUGAAACUAAGUGCUGAUGGAAAGAGAGACCAGACACAAGAUGAGCUGAGAAAGCUAAUGGAUUUAGAAGAGGAGCAAUGUAAGGAGAGCAUGAUAAAAAAGGAAAACCAGGAGAGAAAUCUUACUGUAGUAAAGCAGCAAAAUAUUGAGCUGCGGAGGGAGAUUCAGAAGCUCAAAGAUGACCUUGCAGCAAAGAGUUCAAAGCUUUCACAGGAUUUUCGGAUUAAAAGAGAGAUACCGAAAAAGAAAAUGAAGUUUACUAGGAUGGAAAAUGCUGAGAGUGACGACACAUUUUUGAAUACUUGCUGCCUUUUUCACAUAGCUGCAAAAAUUCCAUUCAGAUUGCAGCAAAGACAAGCUCUUCUCACUUUUGAAGAGGAGGAUGUUGCCCAGAAACUGAUAAGAAGAGAGAAGCAUACUGUGAGCCUGGAUAAUGAAAAGAUAGAGUUGAAAGCAAUGCCGGUUACACUAGAAACAGGAGUCAAAUUUGAGCUCCAUGUAACAAUUUCUGGAGAGAAGAUCAAUGUUUCUGAAGUACCACAUCUACCAAUACCUGAUGAGUGGAUCAGAGACAAAAUAGAACUGAAUUUCUACAAAUCCAAACAAGGAGGAGGAGAAGUAAAGGAUGUGAGAUAUGACAGAAGGUCUCGCACAGCCAUUAUUACAUUCCUCAAACCUGGAGUUGCUAACAACUGUGUGAAAUGUACAAAGCAUCCUUUCUGCAUAAAUGAAAAGUGCUUUAUGCUUUCUGUUUCCCCAAGCAUAGAAAAGCACUUGGAAAAAUUUCAGAUAUUUUCUGGGAUUUCCAAGAGGACCAUACUGUUGUCAGGAAUCCAAGAGGUUGAGGAGGAUGAGGAGAGCAUGCAGGACAUGAUUGAAAUUCAUUUUCAGAAGCCUAGCAAUGGCGGCGGGGAAAUCGAGAACAUCAGAUAUGUAGCAACAGGAACCAAACUAGCCUAUUUUGAGGAAGACACUGAGAAUGUGGCAUGAAGUGUUACAGCUGGGACUUUCACUUUGCCCAGUGUGACAUAGUAUAAUGGAAAAAUGUUGCAGACUUUGUCUUUUUAAUAUCUGUGCUUUUUAAUCUUCAAAAUUUACACUUGAAAAGAAGAACUGCCUGCCUUUCCUUCCUUUCAUCUGCAUGAUGCCAAGACUCUUAGGGAAUGUCUACACAGCCGUUAAACACCUGCGACUGGCUUGGAUCAACUGACUCAAGCUCAGGGGGCUUGGGCUGCAAGGCUAUAAAAUUGCGAUGUAGAUGUUCAGGCUCAGGCUGGAGUCCAGGCUCUGGGACCCCGCAAGGUGGGAGGGUCCCAGAGCCUGAACAUCUACAUCGCAAUUUUAAAGCCCCACAGCCCUGAGUCAGCUGACCCAGCCUAGCCUCAUGUAUUUAACUGCUGUGUAGAUAUGCCUUUAUGGUCUUGAGAGCACAGCUAUGUGAAACCCACUGGUUCUGGCUUGUAAAGAUUCCUUGUAAAGUUUUACAACAAAUAUUACACAAAGCCAAGAUCUCAGUGCAAAGCUCACCUGAAACCUUAGAGUUUGCUUAAUGUACGCGGGUCCACCAAACCCCUAAAUCCCUCACCAACACCUGAAACUUGAUCAAGGUUGCUUUCUGCAAAUCAGAUCUGAGUUUCGCAUGGAUAACAAAGCCCAAAACUUGAUAGAUUUUUCCUAGUUGAGGCUUUGUUAGGAAAGCUUUACAUAACUGCUCAAAAGUGACUUCAAUGUAUAUGCUUUUUUAAAGUGGCUCUCCUUCAUACAGUGUAUAGCCCAAUAGGACUUCAGUCCUGAUCAGAUCUUUUGGUGCUAUCACAAUACAAGCAACUGAUAAUUAUUCCGUAAUUUUAUAAGAUUCUAUCAUCAAAUUAGCUACAGAAUGUCAAUAAUGAAGGAAGUGAUGUGCAGUUUUUCAAAUGUGCUUAUGAUCAGAAGUGGAAUGUUAAAAAAUGGCACUACUUUACUCAUCAUAUUGACAUCUUAUGGGCUAAAUUGUGCCUUUAAGGAACAACUCAGAGUGGGUAGCCAAUGGCAUGGAGGUAAUCUUACUCCUGGGGCAAUUCUGUGCGACUGUAUGUGCUCAGAAUUCAUGUGUCCUACAGAAUUUUAUUUUCCCCCACAGAAAAUACAUUCUGCCCCUGAAGUGCUACAGUUCUGCUUUUCGCCCACCAGAGGCUACUGUGGCGCCAGAACAGCCAACAGCAUGAAUGCAGCAUUUCUGGGGCAGAAUAUAUUUUCUGUGGGGGGAAAAAAAUUCUGUGCGCAUGCAGUGGCACAGAAUUCCGCCAGGAGUAGAAGUUCAUCACAGCACCUGGCCCAUGGAGCCAGGUUAGGACAGAGUGGUGCACACAGGGCUGCUGGGAGAUCACAGACUGGGGUUCAGAAUGGCUAGUGGGGAGGACAGACUGGGGGGGGAGGUGCGCUAGUGGGCUCCAGAGCUAGGGGCUGACAGCUGUGAAAGUGAAAUGAAUUAUAUUAAAGAAA
This is a messenger RNA of Chrysemys picta bellii (western painted turtle), 3138 nucleotides long. RefSeq names its product N-myc and STAT interactor (gene NMI). Lineage: Eukaryota; Metazoa; Chordata; Testudines; Emydidae. The record is from RefSeq and is a predicted model, not a curated record. Gene Ontology annotation, cellular component: cytoplasm.